This is a messenger RNA of Dicentrarchus labrax (European seabass), 1760 nucleotides long. RefSeq names its product synaptotagmin Ib (gene syt1b). The transcript has 9 exons. Gene Ontology annotation, molecular function: clathrin binding; syntaxin binding; calcium ion binding. Gene Ontology annotation, cellular component: dense core granule; synaptic vesicle membrane; axon. Gene Ontology annotation, biological process: synaptic vesicle endocytosis; cellular response to calcium ion; regulation of dopamine secretion. Lineage: Eukaryota; Metazoa; Chordata; Actinopteri; Moronidae. Bases 232 to 1470 code for a protein of 412 amino acids. The record is from RefSeq and is a predicted model, not a curated record.
UCUCUCUCUGAUCCAGCACUCACACACCUGCACUCUUCUUCUUGAUGUCUAAGAACUGGUCAGACACAAAUACUGUCUUACCUCACUAUUUUCCUCUGCCUCUCUGGUUCUCUCAUCUAUUUUCCUCCUCCACCUCUCUCUCUAACGAAAAGGAGUACCUGUGAAUCUGAACAUUGCUGCUGGGACGACUGAAUACAGUUUAAUUCUGGAUUUGCUGUCACUCCUCAAAUAAUGACUGGGAACCGUCGAGCUGCCCCAUCUGCACUGGGCAACCCCAUUACCCCAACCCACUUACCAAAUGCGACAACCACCCCAGACCAAAAACAAUCUGGAGGCCACAAUCCCAACAAAUUUAUGAGUGAACUGCGCAUCAUCCACAUGCCAUCAUGGGCUGUUGCUGCCCUUUGCAUUGUGAGUUUGUGCGUGGUGCUUUCGUGUAUCGUGUGUGUGUGGAAGAAGUGCUUGAAAAAGAAGGACAAGGACAAAGAAAAGGACAAGAAAAAGGGAAAAGAGAAGAGCAAGGGAGACUUUGACACUGAAAUGGAUGGUGGUUACAACAAGCCGCUGAAAGAUGAAGGUAUCAAAGAAACAGAGCUGUCAGAUAACGAGCCCAAGGAGGAAGAGAAGCUGGGCAGGCUACAUUUCACAUUAGACUACAACUUCACAGAUAAUACGCUGGUAGUAGGCAUCUUGGAGGCUGCUGAACUUCCUGCGAUGGACGUGGGAGGCAGUUCUGACCCUUAUGUUAAACUCUAUCUGCUCCCGGACAAAAAGAAAAAGUUUGAAACCAAAGUUCAUCGGAAGACCCUCAAACCCAAUUUUAAUGAGACUUUCACAUUUAAGGUACUGUACACUGAACUGGGUGGGAAGACGCUGGUGAUGACUGUGUACGACUUCGACCGUUUCUCAAAACACGAUGCCAUUGGAGCUGUGAAGAUACCGAUGAACAGUGUGGAUUUCAGCCAGUCUCUGCAGGAGUGGAGGGAUCUGCAGAAGGCAGAGAAGGAGGAGAGUGAGAAGCUUGGAGAUGUAUGUUUGUCCUUGAGGUAUGUGCCUACUGCAGGAAAGCUGACCAUGGUGAUAUUAGAAGCCAAAAACCUGAAGAAAAUGGAUGUGGGUGGAUUAUCAGACCCUUAUGUGAAGAUCCACUUAAUGCAGAAUGGAAAAAGACUCAAGAAAAAGAAAACAACGAUAAAGAAGAACACUUUGAACCCUUACUACAAUGAGUCUUUCAGCUUUGAAGUGCCAUGUGAACAGAUAGAGAAGGUGCAGAUAGCAGUGACUGUGUUGGACUAUGAUAAGAUUGGGAAGAACGAUGCCAUCGGGAAGGUGCUGCUGGGUGCCAACAGCACUGGGACUGAGCAAUGCCAUUGGUCAGACAUGCUGGCUAACCCCCGGAGGCCAAUAGCUCAGUGGCAUAGCCUCCAGCCAGAGGAUGAAGUCAACGCACUAAUUUCCAACAAGAAAUGAAACUGUGACCUCCGUGGGCUAUGACUCCUUGCAGCAUUUACCUCAGCUACUUCCAAUUGAUGUUCCUAACUCUCCCAUAAUACCCCUAAAAAAACCUUUAAGCUACUUACUAAGUAAAAUAAUACCCUGUUUUACCCUUGACACUAUCCAAGUCACUCCCACAGACUUUAAGCCUUCUUCCUUCAGUAAUUCCCUCCUCCUGCUUCAACUAAUGUGCUACAAAGAGUUUUAAACAAAGAUGUAUCACAAUGUGCAUUGCUAUUAAACCAGAUGAGAUUUUUUUUUAAAAA